AUGAGUGACAUGGAUUGUUCAUCUCCAGAGAUCCCCAGAAGUGACUCGAUACACCACAUGAGCCACUCCCAGAAGCGGCCCGAGCUGCCCCCUCUGCCUGCUUCUGCCAACGAGGAGCCAUCUGAAGUCUAUCAGACUGUCAUGUCGCACAGCACUUACCCCCCCUUGAUGCAGCGCACGUCGUGGACCCUGGCUGUUCCCUUCAAAGAGCAGCUCCACCAUCGUGGACCCAGCGAUUCCAUCGCCAACAACUACUCCUUGGCAGCUCAGGACCUGAAGCUGAAGGACCUGCUGAAGGUCUACCAGCCAGUCACCAUCAAUGUCCCUAGGGAAAGGGUCAUUCCAGAGCUGCCAGGUAUCUCAACAAAAGGCUCAUCAGAGCCCAGGAAGAAGAAAGUGAAGUUCUCCUUCAAAGACAAAGAGGAUCCCUCCAGGACCACCUCGGCCUGCAACACCUUGACCUCCUUACCCGGGAAGAAGGAAGUGGUGACCUCUGUGAGCCACCCAGACAGCAGACCAAUGAGCCCAGAAGAGCAGAUUAACAUGAUGUUACAGAAGGAGAUGGAAAUAGAACUUCAAGAAGCCAAGCCCUCUGAAUCAGACUUGGAGAGAUAUGCUUACUAUUUGACCAACGGAGUCCGAAAAGACAUGAUUGCCCCUGAGGAGGACGAAGUGUUGGCUCGGAUUUCGAGGCUGAUCCCUGACCCACUGCUGACAAGUCCCUUCCUGGAGCCUAUGGUGAACGUCCUCCUGGAGGAGAAGGAAAAUGACUAUUACAAUAGCCUCAUGAAAAGCAUCGUUGAUUACAUCCUCAUGGACCCAGUAGAGAGGAAGAGGCUGUUCAUCGACAGCAUCCCGCGCAUGUUCCCGCAGAGAACCAUCCGUGCCCCUGUGCCCUGGCACUGUGUGUACAGGAACACCAGGAGAUGGAAUGAGGAGCACCUGCACACGGUGAACCCCGUGGUGCUCAGCUUGGAGGAUCUGUGGUUUUCAGAAUUCAGAGACCUCAGGUUUGUGCGAACGGCAGAACUCCUGGCGGGGAAAUUGCCUUUGCAGCCUCACGAAUAUCAGGAUGUGAUCCGGAAACAGUGUAUGGAAGCACGCCAGGUCCUCCUUGACACGUGGAUCCCCACCUGUGCCCAGCUGUUUGUCUCCCAGAGGGAGCACUGGGUCCACUUUGCUCCCAAGAGUGACUACGACUCCUCUCGCAACAUUGAGGAGUAUUUUGCUUCUAUUGCGUCGUUCAUGUCGCUGCAGCUCAGAGAGCUGGUCAUUAAGUCUCUUGAGGAUCUCGUUUCCUUUUUCAUGACACACAAGGAUGGGAAUGACUUUGAAGAGCCCUACCAAGAGAUGAAGUUCUUUAUUCCUCAGCUACUCACGAUCAAACUUGAAGUGGACGAGCCCAUUAUUGUCUUCAGUCCAACUUUUGAUGACUGUUGGAAGUUAAUACAGAGCUCUUUCUUGGAAAUUGUUGAAAACUCUAAGGGGAUCCCCAAGGUGGAAUCUGUCCUGUUCCCAGAGUUAAAAGGAUAUAAUCUGAUUCUUGGAACCGUUAACCCUGAAGAAACACUGGUUUCUGAUCUUGUGAAUAAGACUCUCCAGGUAUUUCAGAAAAACCAAGUUGGCCCCCAAAAAUACUUGAAUGCCUACAAACAGUAUGAUGACUUAUUGGAUAACAGGGCGGAGCAAAACAUCACUGCAUUCCUGAAAGAAACACAUGAAAUCGAGGAUUUUGUGAUGGUGAUCAAUAGUAUAAAAAAACGGAGAAAUGAAAUUGCAUCCAUGCACAUUUCCGUGCCUUUGGCCAUGUUCUGCCUUGACACCAUGACCCUAAAUUAUGAUCUCUGUGAGCGAGCUCAAAAUCUUAAUGACCGUCUGAUUCAAUUCCAAGUGGAUGUAAACCGGGACACCAAUACCAGCAUUUGCAAUCAGUACAGCCACAUCGCAGAUAAAGUCAGUGAGAUUCCUGCCAACACCGAGGAGCUGGUAUUGCUCAUUGAAUUCUUAAAGAAGUCCAGCGAUGUCACCGUGUUCAGGCUCAGGAGGCAGCUGAAAGACGCCAUGGAGCGCCUGGAGUUCCUGAUGGACUACGCAGACCUGCCCCAAGAGGACAUCAAAUUGAACAGCACCCUGUUCCUCUGGCCAGACCAGAUUGAAGACAUCUUUGAAAACAGCCGAAAUCUGCUCUUUAGCAAGAGGGAUCAGGCGGAGAUGGACCUCAUUAAAAGGUGCUCAGAAUUUGAGUCGAAACUUGAGGGCUAUAGCAAGGAACUGGAAGCUUUUAGAAAACGUGAAGUGAUGACUACAGAAGAAAUUAAGAACAACGUUGAAAAGCUGAACGAACUUUCCAAGAACUUAGAGCAAGCACUGGUGGAAUUUGAGUUGCUCAAUAAGGAGGAGGAGCUGUUGCAAAAGGAGAAGAGUACCUUCCCUCUUCUGCAAACCCUGCUGACCAACAAAGUGCCUUAUGAGCAGCUGUGGGUGACGACGCAUGAGUUCAGCAUCAAGUCAGAGGAGUGGAUGAACGGACCCCUCUUUCUACUGAAUGCUGAAGAAAUUGCGGAGGAAAUAGGGAACAUGUGGAGGACAAUGUAUAAGUUAACCAAGACCUUAGCUGAUGUGCCUGCACCCAGGCGCUUGGCAGAGAAUGUGAAAAUCAAGAUUGAUAAACUCAAGCAGUACAUCCCUAUUCUCAACAUUUCCUGCAACCCAGGCAUGAAGGACCGGCACUGGCAACAGAUUAGUGAGAUUGUUGGCUGCAAAAUAAAGCCCACGGAAACAACGUGUCUGGCAAAUAUGCUGGAAUCUGGAUUCAGCAAAUUCAUUGACAAACUGGAGCCCAUCGGAGCAGCCGCCAGUAAGGAAUACUCUCUGGAGAAAAAUUUGGAGAAAAUGAAGUUAGACUGGGUGAACAUGACAUUCAACUUCGCCAAGUACAGAGACACGGACACAAGCAUCUUGUGUGCAGUCGAUGACAUUCAGCUGCUCCUUGAUGAUCAUGUGAUAAAGACCCAGACCAUGUGCGGCUCCCCAUUCAUCAAACCAAUAGAAGCAGAAUGCAGGAAGUGGGAAGAAAAGCUGGUCCGUGUGCAGGACAUUUUGGACACCUGGUUGAAGUGCCAAGCCACCUGGCUGUACCUGGAACCGAUCUUCAGUUCAGAGGACAUCAUAGCCCAGAUGCCAGAAGAGGGCAGGAAAUUUGCCAUCGUAGAUGGUUACUGGAAAUCACUCAUGUCCCAAGCGGUGAAAGAUGCCAGGGCUCUGGUGGCAGCAGAUCAGCCACGCAUGGCUGAGAAACUUCAAGAAGCUAACAGUCUGUUGGAGGACAUCCAGAAGGGGCUAAAUGAUUACUUGGAGAAGAAGAGACUGUUUUUUCCCAGGUUCUUCUUCCUGUCAAACGACGAGCUGCUGGAGAUCUUGUCGGAGACCAAGGACCCCCUCCGAGUGCAGCCGCAUUUAAAGAAGUGCUUUGAAGGAAUUGCCAAGCUGGAGUUUACAGACUGUUUGGAGAUCGUGGGCAUGAUCAGCUCGGAAAAAGAAACCGUUCCAUUCAAACAGAAAAUCUACCCAGCUCACGCCAAAGGCAUGGUGGAAAAGUGGCUCCAGCAGGUGGAGCAGAUGAUGCUGGCCAGCUUGCGGGAAGUCAUCAGACUCGGGAUUGAAGCGUACGUCCAGGUCUCCCGCGAUCGGUGGGUCCUGCAGUGGCCUGGCCAGGUGGUCAUCUGUGUCUCCUCCAUCUUUUGGACCCGGGAAGUGUCUGAAGCCCUGGUUGAAAACACCCUGCAGGACUUUCUGGGAAAGAGCAACGAUCAGAUCGCACAGAUCGUCCAGCUGGUGCGGGGAAAGCUGAGCAGCGGGGCUCGCCUCACCCUCGGGGCCCUCACGGUCAUCGAUGUCCACGCACGGGAUGUGGUGGCCAGGCUCUCCGAGGACAGCGUCUGCGACCUGAACGACUUCCAGUGGGUCUCCCAGCUGCGCUACUACUGGGAGGCGGAGGAUGUGCAGGUGCAGAUGAUCACCACGGAGGCCACGUACGGCUACGAGUACCUGGGGAACUCCCCCCGGCUGGUGAUCACGCCCCUCACCGACCGCUGCUACCGGACACUGAUGGGAGCGUUGAAGUUGAAUCUCGGGGGAGCGCCCGAAGGCCCAGCCGGGACAGGCAAGACAGAAACCACCAAGGAUCUGGCCAAGGCUCUGGCCAAGCAGUGUGUGGUCUUCAACUGUUCGGAUGGUCUGGAUUAUAAAGCCAUGGGGAAGUUCUUCAAAGGGCUGGCCCAGGCUGGAGCAUGGGCCUGCUUUGAUGAGUUCAACAGGAUUGAGGUGGAGGUGCUGUCCGUGGUGGCUCAGCAGAUCCUCAGCAUCCAACAAGCCAUCGCCCGGAAACUGAAGGUGUUCAUCUUUGAAGGCACCGAGCUCUCUCUGAACCCCACCUGCGCUGUCUUCAUCACCAUGAAUCCCGGGUACGCCGGCAGGGCGGAGCUGCCCGACAACCUCAAGGCCUUGUUCCGGACAGUGGCCAUGAUGGUGCCAGACUACGCCCUCAUUGGAGAAAUUUCUCUCUACUCUAUGGGGUUUCUGGACUCCAGAAGUCUGGCCCAGAAGAUCGUGGCGACCUACCGCCUGUGCUCGGAGCAGCUGUCCUCCCAGCACCACUACGACUACGGCAUGCGCGCCGUGAAGUCUGUGCUCACUGCCGCCGGCAACCUCAAGCUCAAGUACCCGGAGGAGAACGAGAGCGUCCUGCUGCUGCGGGCCCUGCUUGACGUCAACCUGGCCAAGUUCCUGGCUCAAGAUGUCCCUCUGUUCCAGGGAAUUAUAUCCGACUUGUUCCCUGGAGUUGUUCUCCCGAAGUCAGACUACGAAGUUUUUGUGGAAGUGCUGAAUAAGAACAUCAGAAAGAUGAAGCUCCAGCCGGUACCUUGGUUUGUCGGGAAGAUUAUCCAGAUCUAUGAGAUGAUGCUGGUGAGACAUGGCUACAUGAUCGUCGGAGACCCCAUGGGUGGCAAGACCUGUGCUUACAGAGUCCUGGCUGCAGCUCUGGGUGACCUGAAGGAAGCCAACCAGAUGGGGGAGUUUGCUGUGGAGUACAAGGUCAUCAACCCCAAGGCCAUCACCAUGGGGCAGCUGUACGGGUGCUUUGACCAAGUUAGCCAUGAGUGGACAGACGGUGUCCUCGCCAACGCCUUCCGGGAGCAGGCGUCUUCGGUCUCGGAGGACCGCAAGUGGAUCAUAUUUGACGGGCCAGUGGAUGCCGUUUGGAUUGAAAACAUGAACACUGUUCUGGAUGACAAUAAAAAGCUGUGUUUAAUGAGCGGGGAGAUCAUCCAGAUGAGCCCCAAGAUGAGCCUGAUCUUCGAGCCGGCCGACCUGGAGCAGGCCUCUCCAGCCACCGUGAGCAGGUGUGGGAUGAUCUACAUGGAGUCCCAUCAGCUCGGCUGGAGGCCCCUGAAGGACUCCUACAUGGACACCCUGCCCUCCAGUCUCACUGCAGAGCACAAGGAGUUGGUCAAUGACAUGUUCGUUUGGCUUGUCCAGCCCUGCCUGGAAUUUAUUCGCCAUCACUGUAAAUUUGUGGUCCAUACAUCUCCCACCCACCUUGCCUUCUCAAUGAUGAGACUGUAUUCGUCUCUGCUUGAUGAAAUCAAGGAAGUAAAAGAAGAUGAAAGUGAUCUGUCUGAAGGUCUGACAAGCCAGCAGAUCUUCCUCUGGCUGCAGGGCCUGCUCCUCUUUGCUGUGGUGUGGACCGUGGCCAGCACCAUCAACACAGACAGCAGAAAGAAAUUUGAUCUGUUUUUCCGCAACCUGAUCAUGGGCAUGGAUGAUCAUAACCCAAGGCCCAAAAGUGUCAAACUCACCAAAAACAACAUCUUUCCAGAUAAAGGAAGCAUCUAUGAAUUUUAUUUCCUCAAGCAAGGUGGUGGACAUUGGUACACAUGGACAGACUACAUCACCAAGGAAGAGGAAACUAUCCCAACCAAUGCAAAGGUCUCAGAACUCAUCAUCCCCACCAUGGAGACAGCCCGGCAGUCCUUCUUCUUGAAAACCUAUCUGGACCAUGAGAUUCCGGUGCUAUUCGUGGGUCCCACAGGCACCGGCAAAUCAGCCAUCACCAAUAACUUCCUCCUCCACCUUCCCAAAAAUGCCUACCUGCCCACCUGCAUCAAUUUUUCUGCCAGGACCUCAGCCAGUCAGACCCAAGAUAUCAUCAUGUCCAAGUUGGAUCGACGGCGGAAGGGCCUCUUUGGGCCUCCCAUAGGGAAGAAGGCGGUGGUGUUUGUGGAUGACCUCAACAUGCCGGCCAAAGAGGCUUAUGGGGCCCAGCCCCCCAUUGAGCUCCUGAGGCAAUGGAUUGACCACGGUUACUGGUUUGACAAGAAAGACACAACCAGGCUGGACAUCGUGGAUGUGCUGCUUGUGACGGCCAUGGGACCCCCCGGGGGAGGAAGGAAUGACAUCACUGGGCGGUUCACCCGCCACCUGAACGUCAUUUCCAUCAACUCCUUUGAGGACGACGUUUUAACCAAGAUUUUUAGUUCAAUUGUUGACUGGCAUUUUGGGAAAGGGUUCGACGUGAUUUUCUUAAGGUAUGGCAAGAUGCUGAUACAGGCCACCAUGACCAUUUACAAAGCUGCAGUGGAGAAUUUCUUGCCAACUCCCUCCAAGUCACAUUAUGUGUUUAACCUGCGGGACUUCUCACGGGUGAUCCAAGGGGUGCUGCUCUGUCCUCACACCCACCUGCAGGACAUAGAGAAACUUAUCCGGCUUUGGAUCCAUGAGAUUUAUCGGGUCUUCUAUGACCGUCUGAUUGAUGAUGAUGACAGACAGGUCUUCUUCAACAUGGUGAAGGAAACCACCUCUAACUGCUUCAAGAACACCAUGGAGAAGGUCCUCAUCCAUCUAUCACCCACUGGAAAGAUCACCGAUGAUAAUAUCCAUAGCCUCUUUUUUGGAGAUUACUUCAAACCAGAAAGUUACCCAAAAAUUUAUGAUGAGAUCACUGACCUGAAACAGCUCACCGUGGUCAUGGAGUACUACCUGGAAGAGUUCAACAACAUCAGCAAGGCCCCCAUGUCCUUGGUCAUGUUCAGGUUCGCCAUUGAGCACAUCUCCAGGAUCUGCAGGGUCCUGAAGCAGGACAAAGGCCACCUGCUCCUGGUGGGCAUUGGGGGCAGUGGGCGGCAGAGUGCCAGCAAACUGUCCACGUUCAUGAACUCCUGUGAGCUGUACCAGAUCGAGAUCACUAAGAACUACUCCAACAGUGACUGGCGGGAGGAUCUGAAGAAGAUCAUGCUGCAGGUCGGUGUGGCCACCAAGAGCACGGUGUUCCUCUUUGCUGAUAACCAGAUCAAGGAUGAGUCAUUCAUUGAGGACAUCAACAUGCUGCUGAACACAGGAGACGUGCCCAGCAUCUUCCCUGCGGACGAGAAGGCUGACAUCGUGGAGAAGAUGCAGGCAGCAGCCAGGGCAGCGGGCGAGAAGGUUGAAGUCACUCCUCUCUCUAUGUACAACUUCUUCAUUGAGAGGGUGAAAAAGAACCUGCACAUUGUGCUUGCCAUGAGCCCCAUUGGGGAUGCCUUUCGGAACCGCCUAAGGAUGUUCCCCUCACUCAUCAAUUGCUGUACGAUUGAUUGGUUCCAGUCCUGGCCCACAGAUGCCCUGGAGUUGGUGGCUAACAAAUUUCUCGAAGAUGUGGAACUUGAUGACAAUAUUCGGACAGAGGUCAUCUCCAUGUGCAAAUAUUUCCAGGAGAGCGUGAAGGAGCUGUCGCUCGAUUACUACAGCACACUUCGCAGACACAACUACGUCACCCCCACCUCCUACCUCGAACUGAUCCUGACCUUCAAGACACUCUUGAACAGCAAGAGGCAAGAGGUUGACAUGAUGAGGAACCGCUACCUGACCGGCCUGCAGAAACUCAACUUUGCAGCAUCCCAGGUGGCGGUCAUGCAAAUCAAACUGACCGCCCUCCAACCCCAGCUCAUCCAGACGUCCGAGGAGACGGCCAAGAUGAUGGUGAAGAUCGAAAAGGAGACGAUAGAAGCCGAUGCCAAGAAACUUCUGGUGCAGGCGGAUGAAAAAGAGGCCAACGCUUCCGCUGCUGUGGCUCAGGGCAUCAAGGAUGAAUGCGAGGGGGACCUGGCAGAGGCCAUGCCAGCACUGGAGGCUGCGCUGUCUGCACUGGACACCCUGAACCCCACGGACAUCUCACUGGUGAAGUCAAUGCAGAACCCCCCAGGCCCCGUCAAGCUCGUUAUGGAGAGCAUCUGUGUCAUGAAAGGGCUGAGACCAGAGAGGAAGCCAGACCCCAGCGGCUCCGGUAAAAUGAUAGAAGAUUACUGGGGGGUAUCAAGGAAGAUUCUUGGAGAUCUGAAAUUCCUGGAGAGCCUUAAGGCAUAUGACAAAGACAACAUCCCCCCAGUGAUUAUGAAACGAAUCCGAGAAAGGUUUAUCGACCACCCAGAUUUCCAACCGUCCAUCAUUAAAAAUGUGUCAUCUGCCUGCGAAGGUCUGUGCAAGUGGGUGAGGGCCAUGGAGGUGUAUGACCGCGUGGCUAAGGUGGUUGCUCCCAAGCGAGAGCGGCUGAAGGAGGCCGAGGCGAAGCUGGACACACAGAUGCAGAAGCUGAACCAGAAGCGAGCAGAGCUGAAGCUGGUGGAAGACCACCUCCAGGACCUGAAUGAUGACUUUGAAAAGAUGAACACCAAGAAAAUAACUUUGGAAGAAAAUAUCGAAAUCUGUUCCCAAAAGCUGGUCAGGGCAGAAAAGCUGAUCAGCGGUCUUGGGGGAGAGAAGGACCGAUGGACAGAAGCUGCCCGGCAGCUGGGUAUCCGCUAUAUUAAUCUGACAGGGGAUGUAUUGGUGUCCUCGGGGACUGUGGCUUACCUGGGGGCCUUUACCGUGGAUUAUCGGGCCAAGUGCCAAAAGCAGUGGUUGGCCCAAUGUAAAAACAAGGUCAUCCCUGGCUCCAAUGACUUCAGUCUCAGCAACACAUUAGGAGAUCCCAUAAAAAUUCGUGCCUGGCAGAUCGCUGGGCUGCCAGUUGAUUCCUUCUCCAUUGACAAUGGCAUUAUUGUGUCCAAUUCCAGACGCUGGGCCUUGAUGAUUGACCCUCAGGGGCAGGCCAAUAAGUGGGUCAAGAACAUGGAGAAAGUGAAUAAGCUGUCUGUCACCAAGUUCUCGGAUGCUGGCUAUGUGAGGACGCUGGAAAACGCUCUGCAGUUUGGCACCCCUGUCUUACUGGAAAAUGUCGGAGAAGAGCUGGAUGCCUUCAUUGAACCCAUCUUGCUUAAGUCCACAUUCAAGCAGCAAGGGGUUGAGUACAUGAGGCUGGGUGAAAAUAUCAUCGAAUACUCCAAGGAUUUUAAGUUAUAUAUCACAACCCGUUUGAGGAACCCACAUUACCUCCCUGAGGUUGCCGUGAAAGUCUGUCUCCUCAACUUCAUGAUCACACCCUUGGGUCUCCAAGAUCAGCUCCUUGGCAUCAUGGCUGCCAAGGAGAAGCCAGAACUGGAGGACAAAAAGAACCAGUUGAUUGUGGAAAGUGCCAAGAACAAGAAGCAGCUAAAAGAAAUUGAGGAUAAGAUCUUAGAGGUCCUCUCCUUGUCGGAGGGCAACAUCCUUGAAGAUGAGACUGCCAUCAAAAUUUUGUCCUCCUCCAAAGAGCUGUCUGAAGAAAUCUCCGAGAAACAGAAAAUUGCUUCGAUGACGGAAACUCAGAUUGAUGAGACUCGGAUGGGCUACAAGCCAGUGGCUGUCCACUCUGCCACCAUCUUCUUUUGCAUCUCGGACCUGGCCAACAUCGAGCCGAUGUACCAGUACUCCCUGUCGUGGUUCAUCAGCCUCUACGUGCACUCCCUGGCCCACAGCCGGAAGAGCGAAGAGCUGGAGCAGCGCAUUGAGUACAUCAUCGAGUAUUUCACCCUCAGCAUCUACAACAACGUCUGCCGCUCUCUGUUUGAGAAGGAUAAGCUGCUUUUCUCCCUCCUCUUGACCAUUGGCAUCUUGAAAGAGAAAAAGCAAAUUAACGAGGAAGUGUGGUACUUUCUUCUAACUGGAGGCAUUGCCCUGGACAACCCCUUCCCCAACCCAGUGUCCGAAUGGCUGUCUGAGAAGGCGUGGGCAGAAGUGGUUCGUGCAUCUUCGUUGCCCAAACUGAAAGGCCUGAUGGAACAUCUACAACACAAUGCUAAUGAAUGGAAGUUCAUCUAUGACUCAGCCUGGCCCCAUGAAGAGAAGCUCCCUGGGACUUGGAGGUUCCUUCAAGGGUUGGAGAGGAUGGUGAUCCUCCGAUGCCUGCGGCCCGACAAGAUCAUUCCAGCCGUUCGGGAGUUCAUUGCUGAGCACAUGGGCAACAUAUACACCGAAGCCCCUACAUUUGACCUCCAGGGGUCCUACAAUGACUCCAACUGCUGUACACCGCUGAUUUUUGUGCUGUCUCCUGGCGCAGACCCAAUGGCAGGCCUGCUGAAGUUUGCUGAAGAUCUUAACAUGGGAGGUACCAAGACACAGAUCAUAUCCCUGGGCCAAGGCCAAGGCCCUAUCGCGGCCAAAAUGAUCCACACUGCCAUCAGAGACGGCACCUGGGUGGUCUUACAGAACUGCCAUCUGGCCACGAGCUGGAUGCCUGCUCUGGAGAAGAUCUGCGAAGAGGUGAUUGUUCCUGAGAACACCCAUGGCAGAUUCAGGCUCUGGCUGACCAGCUACCCCUCAGAGAAGUUUCCAGUCAGCAUCCUCCAGAAUGGGAUCAAAAUGACCAACGAGCCUCCAAAAGGGUUGCGGGCCAACCUGCUGCGCUCCUACCUCAAUGACCCCAUCUCGGACCCCGUGUUCUUCCAAAGCUGCACAAAGGCAGAGAUAUGGCAAAAGCUGCUGUUUGGCCUGUGCUUCUUCCAUGCCGUGGUCCAAGAGAGGCGGAACUUUGGACCCCUAGGUUGGAACAUCCCCUACGAGUUCAACGAGUCGGACCUGCGGAUCAGCGUGCGGCAGAUCCAGAUGUUUCUGAACGACUACAAGGAGGUGCCUUUCGACGCCCUGACCUACCUGACAGGGGAGUGUAAUUAUGGAGGCAGAGUGACUGAUGACAAGGACAGGCGUCUCCUGCUGUCCCUUCUGUCCACCUUCUACUCCAAGGAUAUCGAGCAGGACCACUACCAUGUUGCCCCUGGAGACACCUACUACAUCCCUCCUCAUGGCUCCUACCAGUCCUAUAUUGAAUAUAUCAGGAACCUCCCCAUCACAGCCCACCCCGAAGUGUUUGGCCUCCAUGAGAACGCCGACAUCACCAAGGACAACCAAGAAACCAACCAGCUGUUCCAGGGGGUGCUGCUGACUCUCCCCAGACAGUCGGGAGGGAGCGGCAAGUCCCCUCAGGACGUGAUUAAGGAACUGACCCAGGACAUACUCUCCAAGCUUCCCAGUGACUUUGACAUGGAAGUGGUUAUGAACUUGUACCCUGUGGUCUACGAGGAAUCCAUGAACACCGUCCUGAGGCAGGAGCUCAUCAGAUUCAACAGGUUGACCAGAGUAGUUCGUACCAGCCUCAUCAAUCUUGGCCAGGCCAUCAAAGGGCAGGUCCUGAUGUCCUCGGAGCUGGAGGAUGUCUUCAACAGCAUGCUUGUGGGCAAAGUGCCGGCCAUGUGGAUGGCCAAGUCCUACCCCUCGCUGAAGCCGCUGGGGGGCUAUGUGGCUGACAUGCUGGCCCGCCUGGCCUUCUUCCAGGACUGGAUCGACAGCGGGCCCCCGGUGGUCUUCUGGAUCUCCGGGUUCUACUUCACACAGUCGUUUCUGACGGGCGUCUCGCAGAAUUACGCCCGGAAGUACACCAUCCCCAUCGACCACAUUGGAUUCAAGUUUGAGGUAACCACACAAGAAACCGUCAUGGAGCGUAACCCAGAAGAUGGGGCCUACAUAAAAGGACUCUUCUUGGAAGGCGCUCGUUGGGACAGGAAAAUGAUGCAGAUUGAGGAGUCGUUCCCUAAAAUCCUCUAUGACCCGGUGCCCAUCAUCUGGCUGAAACCUGGGGAAAGUGCAGCAUUUCUGCAUCAGAACAUUUACGUGUGUCCAGUCUAUAAAACAAGCGCCCGGAGAGGCAUCCUGUCCACCACAGGCCACUCCACCAACUACGUCCUCUCCAUCGAACUUCCAACAGACAGGCCCCAGAAGCACUGGAUAAACCGAGGGGUAGCCUGCCUGUGCCAGCUGGAUAACUGAUGGCAUCUGUCCCCACAGAAAAUAAAAGGCAUUUCAUUCUU
Molossus molossus (Pallas's mastiff bat) is the source of this 12254-nucleotide messenger RNA. RefSeq names its product dynein axonemal heavy chain 3 (gene DNAH3). Gene Ontology annotation, molecular function: ATP binding; dynein light intermediate chain binding; ATP hydrolysis activity. The record is from RefSeq and is a predicted model, not a curated record. Gene Ontology annotation, cellular component: dynein complex. Gene Ontology annotation, biological process: microtubule-based movement. Bases 1 to 12213 code for a protein of 4070 amino acids. Lineage: Eukaryota; Metazoa; Chordata; Mammalia; Chiroptera; Molossidae. The transcript is spliced from 61 exons.